AUGACCAAUCCCUUCCCAUCCACCAUCCCCUCCAACUCUUUUCUUCCUCUCUUUCCCUCUCUCCAACCAAGGAGUUGGAAGAAAAUUUCGAUAGAGAUCAUGUCUUGCCUAUUCCAUAUUCUUCCUAUUAUUUUUUAUGUCUACUUUCUCAGACUUUCAACUACAGUUACUGGACAAUACAAAGAAACAAGUUCUAUAUACUACCUUGAUCCAGGCCUUCCCUCAACUUGGAACAACAGCAAUCCAGAUGCCAUGGAUGGAUGGGAGAUGACAGUUUUACUAGAAAAUAGAAACCACACAUAUAAUGUUGGUUUCUAUUGUGGAUUUUACUGCACUGGAAACUGCAGUUCCUACCUGUUGUCGAUUGUUGCUUUUGGAAAUGGAGGUCAUAAUGUAGUUUGGGCAGCCAACAGAAAUCGUCCCGUUCGAAAGAAUGCAUCUGUGCAGCUGACAAGCAAUGAAGGCUUAGUACUACGAGACUCCGAGGGGAUACGAGUGUGGUCAACCAAUAUAUCAGGUAUUUCUGUAUAUGGAAUGAACCUUACUGAAGAAGGAAAUUUGGUUCUAUUUAGUAAUGAUGAAGAAUAUAAGAUUUGGCAAUCUUUUGAACAUCCCAGGGACACAUUAUUAAUUGGGCAGAGUUUAACAAAGGGUCAGAAACUUGUUGCAAGUUCCUUCACGUCCUUCUGGAUGGAUGGCCCUUUCUAUGCCCCACAUUAA
This is a messenger RNA of Ziziphus jujuba (common jujube), 720 nucleotides long. RefSeq names its product G-type lectin S-receptor-like serine/threonine-protein kinase SD2-5. Lineage: Eukaryota; Viridiplantae; Streptophyta; Magnoliopsida; Rosales; Rhamnaceae. The record is from RefSeq and is a predicted model, not a curated record. Bases 1 to 720 code for a protein of 239 amino acids. The transcript has a single exon.